Messenger RNA from Budorcas taxicolor (takin), 2421 nucleotides. Its product is annotated as protocadherin gamma-B5. The coding region runs from base 1 to 2421 and encodes 806 amino acids. Gene Ontology annotation, biological process: homophilic cell-cell adhesion. The record is from RefSeq and is a predicted model, not a curated record. Gene Ontology annotation, molecular function: calcium ion binding. Lineage: Eukaryota; Metazoa; Chordata; Mammalia; Artiodactyla; Bovidae. The transcript has a single exon. Gene Ontology annotation, cellular component: plasma membrane.
AUGGGGAGCUGCGCUGGGAAGAGCGGCUGGGCUGAGAGGCGGCCAGUGCUCUUUCCGUUCCUGCUGUCUUUGUUCUGCCUGGCGCUCUCUGACCAAAUCCACUACAGGAUUCCUGAGGAGAUGCCCGAGGGCUCGGUGGUGGGGAAUCUCGCCAAGGACCUGAGACUCAGUGUCCACGAGUUACCGACUCGAAAACUGCGCGUCAGUUCGGAGAAGCCUUACUUCACUGUGAGCGCGGAGAGCGGGGAGUUACUUGUGAGCAGCAGGCUAGACCGGGAGCAGAUAUGCGGGAAGAAGUCAGCUUGUGCUCUGGAAUUUGAGGUUGUUGCUGAAAAUCCAUUGAACUUUUAUCACGUGAAUGUAGAGAUCGAGGAUGUCAAUGACCACAGGCCAAAAUUCUCGCAAAAUUCCUUUGAGCUGCAAAUAAGUGAGUCUACGCCGCCAGGCACGCGAUUUAUAUUAGAAGUCGCGGAAGAUGCAGACAUUGGCUUAAACUCUCUGCAGACUUAUAAACUUUCUCUUAGCCCUAGUUUCUCGUUGAUAAAUAAGGAAAAACAAGAUGGUAGUAAAUUCCCGGAACUGGUAUUGGAGAAACCCUUAGACCGGGAACAGCAGAGUUACCAUCGUUUAGUCCUGACUGCCUCAGACGGUGGCGAUCCACCCUUAAGUGGCACUACUGAGCUCCAGAUCCAGGUCACUGAUGCCAAUGAUAACCCCCCGGUAUUUAGCCAGGACGUGUACAGAGUCAGCCUUGGAGAAAACGUGCCCCCAGGCACCACUGUGUUGCAGGUGUCAGCCACCGAUCAGGACGAGGGCGUCAACUCAGAAAUUGCUUAUUCCUUCUACAGGACCGGGCAAGUCUUCGGUCUGAAUUCAAAGAGUGGGGAAAUUACAACGCUAAAAACACUGGAUUUCGAAGAAAUCAAAGAAUAUUCCAUUGUGGUGGAAGGGAGGGAUGGCGGAGGACUGGUUGCACAGUGUACAGUUGAAAUUAGCAUUCAAGAUGAAAAUGACAACAGACCAGAUAUUACAUUCCAUUCUCUAGUCGAAAUGAUUCUGGAAAACGCAGUGCCGGGAACUCUGAUUGCUUUGAUCAAAAUACAUGACAGAGAUUCCGGGGAGAAUGGGGAGGUUAAUUGUCGAUUAGAGGGUAAAGUACCUUUUCAGAUAAUCUCUUCCUCCAAAAAUUCAUACAAGUUGGUAACAGCCGGGAUCCUGGACCGAGAGCAGAUCCCGGAGUACAAUGUCACCAUCAUAGCCACUGACAAGGGCAAGCCGCCUCUCUGCACCCAUACAAGUGUUACCUUGCAUAUUACUGAUGUCAACGACAAUGCUCCAGUUUUCCACCAGGCCUCCUACGUCGUCCACGUACCAGAAAACAACCCGCCUGGAGCUUCCAUCGAGCAAGUCAGGGCCUCUGACCCCGACCUAGGGCCCAACGGCCACGUCUCCUACUCCAUCGUGGCCAGCGACCUGGAGCCACGCGCGCUGUCGUCCUACGUGUCCGUGAACCCGCAGAGCGGCGUGGUAUUCGCGCAGCGCGCCUUCGACCACGAGCAGCUGCGCGCCUUCGAGCUGACGCUGCAGGCCCGCGACCACGGCUCGCCCGCGCUCAGCUCCAACGUGAGCCUGCGCGUGCUGGUGGGCGACCACAACGACAACGCGCCCAGGGUGCUGUACCCGGCGCUGGGGCCCGACGGCUCGGCGCUCUUCGACACGGUGCCGCGCGCCGCGCAGCCCGGCUACCUGGUCACCAAGGUGGUGGCAGUGGACGCAGACUCUGGACACAACGCCUGGCUGUCCUACCACGUGCUGCAGGCCAGCGAGCCCGGACUGUUCAGCGUGGGGCUGCGCACGGGCGAGGUGCGCACGGCGAGGGCCUUGGGCGACAGGGACGCGGCCCGCCAGCGCCUGCUGGUCGCUGUGCGCGAUGGGGGACAGCCGCCCCUCUCGGCCACCGCCACGCUGCUCCUGGUUUUCGCCGACAGCCUGCAGGAGGCGCUGCCGGACCUCAGUGACCGGCCCGCGCCCCCUGACCCCCAGGCCGAGCUGCAGUUUUACCUGGUGGUGGCCUUGGCCUUGAUCUCGGUGCUCUUCCUCUUGACGGUGAUUCUAGCUGUCGCCCUGCACCUGCGACGCUCCUCCAGCCCUGCUGCUUGGGGCUGCUUUAAGCCUGGUCUCUGUAUCAAGUCUGGACCGGUGGUUCCUCGCAACUACAGUGAAGGAACUUUACCUUAUUCGUACAAUCUGUGCGUUGCCCAUACUGGAAAGACAGAGUUUAAUUUUCUAAAAUGUAGUGAGCAGUUGAGUUCAGGACAAGAUAUACUUUGUGGUGAUUCGUCUGGGGCCUUAUUUCCACUCUGUAAUUCCAGUGAGCCGACUUCCCAUCCCGAAACUCUAAUGGCGGUGAGUUCCAUUUAA